UGGUUAAUGCAAUGCUUCGAAGCAUCUCGAGCGUCUUCCCGACCGCAGCCAAUGAUCGCGUUGUGAUUUCUAAUUUAACCUUUUUCUUAUAUUUAUGUAUAAUUAUCUUCAACUUUGUGAAAUAGAGAAUCGAAAACCAUGGAGUAUUCCCAGCAGAAGCAGUUGAUGGAGGCUUUUCGCACUGACUGCCAAACAUUGAUAACACGUUUUGAGCUAUCUUACAAUACUCACUUUCAAAACUUCUGUGAGAUCUGGAAAGAUAUGCAGUUUAGCUUGGUUUUUUCCAAUUUUCAUCCUUCUGAAGCAACUUUAAUGGCAUUAUGCGAAGAUGCUCUUUGUAUAACAAAGCAAUUUCUAAUAAAUGUGACCAGUCUAAAGGAGCGUAUUGGAGCUCUGUACCUUAUGUAUGCAAUAUACUAUAAAAUGCCAACGAAUCGAUUUAAAAUUAGAAUGACCCUGUCAGAUUGGAAAUGUUUGAUGGAGUUGCAUAGUCAAAUCAAGAAAGAAGAAUAUCUUGAUGCUAACUACAUCUUAUGCAAGUUAAUUGUUGAUUGUGCAUUUGUUCAUUGCAUUAGCGAUAGAGAGUACGGUAUUGAGAGGCACUUUUAUAAAAAGCAGGAACAGCCUAAGUUGGCUGUGAAUUUAAUGCCAGAGAUCAAGGAUCUAGCAACACCUGGAAAGCUAUUAUCAAUGAUCAGUGAAUUGAGCAAAACCUAUGAGAAGAAGAAAGGCGUUUUAUGCGACGCAGAAGGAGAUUCCAGCUUGCAACUCUACAACGCCAACAUGGCAGAUGAUAUCGUUAAUAGCAUUCGUAUAAUGCAGUCAGAGAGUAGAACAUUUGCCAAAUCUGAGGAUCCAGAGCCCGGUUGUAGCAAGCCAUCAACAGUAUCAUUGUCGAAUAGCGAAACUGUUCAAAAAGAUCAAAAACGCAUUCGAUUCCGCAAGAAUAAUAUCUUAUCCAAAAUAGGCCGAGCGUUUGGAGAAGGGUUACAAUCAGAAUCCGAAGAAGAACAGAAUGACUCGGACAUCGAUUUUCUGGAAAACGAGUGAAAGAGCUCUUCCUUAAAAGUAAGUAAGAGAAAGAUGUACAAAAUUAUAAUUGAAGACUUCAUUCAGAUAUUAAUUUAAAUAUAGAGAUAUAAAAGAGAGAAAUAAAAAGAAGCAAUUGAUACUUUUUUCAUGAUUUAGAUGCAAAAUAAAUUCUAAUGAAAUUAUAAGAAAUCAAAUUCUAUUGAAUAUUGUCGUUAGAACUGUUUUAUAAACCUAAUUAAAUUUUAUAAUAUCUUUGUAAAAUGUCUUCUUUGUAAAAUGUGACAUAGAUAACCAAAGAAGAUAAUCAAAUACAUAAUGUUUUAUAUAUAAUAAAAGUUAAUAUAUAUGUACUAUGAAAUAAAUGUGUACAU
Messenger RNA from Formica exsecta, 1403 nucleotides. It is a transcript of the gene Pbp45, whose product is annotated as snRNA-activating protein complex subunit 1. The record is from RefSeq and is a predicted model, not a curated record. Gene Ontology annotation, molecular function: sequence-specific DNA binding. The transcript has 5 exons. Gene Ontology annotation, cellular component: snRNA-activating protein complex. Gene Ontology annotation, biological process: snRNA transcription by RNA polymerase II; snRNA transcription by RNA polymerase III. Bases 139 to 1050 code for a protein of 303 amino acids. NCBI's taxonomy places the organism in Eukaryota, Metazoa, Arthropoda, Insecta, Hymenoptera, Formicidae.